AUGUCGCACGAGGAUCCUCAGCAUCUCAUCCGUACGUUUCUGCAGAUUGUCGAUACUUUUGCUACUAGAAGGGUCACUAAAGAAUAUGUGCGGCUGACACUAUUCCCCUUCUCUCUAUUGGGGAAUGCCAGUAACUGGUUAUUAGCAGAGCCCGCCAAUUCUAUCACUACGUGGGAUGAUUUGGCGACAAAAUUCUUGACAAGGUUCUUUCCACCAGCAAAGACAGCUCGCCUCCGAAGGGAGAUCAUUUCAUUCAGGCAGAAAAAUGGAAAAAAUUUGUAUCAAGCAUGGGAGAGGUUUAAGGGUCUUCUCAGAGAUUGUCCUCACCACCAUCAGACGAAUCAAGUUCUGGCACACACAUUUAUUGAGAAUCUGGAUGCCCAACAUAAGUCAUCACUAGACACUGCUGCAGGAGGGCAGGCUCUUGAUCUAAGCUAUGAAGAACUAUUCACACUAUUGAAUAGGUUUACUCAGAGCACUCCAGACUGGCAGGAUGAUGCAGCUAGCAGUUCAGUUAGGAAGGCACCGGGUGUCUUUGAAGUAGAUAAUUUUACAUCACUAUCAGCACAGAUUGAUGCCAUGCGCAAUGAAAUCAAGAAGUUAACUGUUGCGCAACCUCCACCACAAGUGCAUGCAGUGCAACAAGCCAUCGUUUUUUGUGAAGUCUGUGGAGAAGGGCACAACAGUGAUGAAUGCCCUGCAAAUCCUGCAUCCAUAUACUUUGUGAGUAAUGUAAGCAAGGGGCAAGGAAACAACAAUCAAUACGGGAAUUCCUACAACCCAAAUUGGAGGAAUCACCCGAAUUUCAGGUUAAGUGACAACCCAGGUAAUCAGAAACAGAACUAUCAGCUAACAUCUGCUCCUUAA
Messenger RNA from Lycium barbarum (goji berry), 867 nucleotides. RefSeq lists its product as uncharacterized. NCBI's taxonomy places the organism in Eukaryota, Viridiplantae, Streptophyta, Magnoliopsida, Solanales, Solanaceae. Bases 1 to 867 code for a protein of 288 amino acids. The transcript has a single exon. The record is from RefSeq and is a predicted model, not a curated record.